Molecule: messenger RNA, 2484 nt
Organism: Pseudomassariella vexata
Lineage: Eukaryota; Fungi; Ascomycota; Sordariomycetes; Amphisphaeriales; Pseudomassariaceae
Exons: 6
Coding region: 1-2484 (827 amino acids)
Biological process (GO): regulation of transcription by RNA polymerase II
Cellular component (GO): transcription regulator complex
Molecular function (GO): RNA polymerase II cis-regulatory region sequence-specific DNA binding; DNA-binding transcription factor activity, RNA polymerase II-specific
Source: RefSeq, a predicted model, not a curated record
AUGGCCAACACGACAAACCAACAAAAAAAAAAGCUACAAAAUAAAGUUGGUGUUAACAAAGUUUUGGCUAUAGUAGAAAUCGUCACAAGACAGUCUUUGGGCGAAUCCACAGGCAAUGUCCAACCACUCGACUUCGGCUCUUUGGCACUAUGCCAAUCGAGUCACCUGCCACCAUCCCCGUCGUUACAAUCCAUCCCAAAGCCGCCUAUAGUCCCUGCUCAGGCCGUCAUAUCGACUUAUGGCACCAGCUCCCGAGAUUACAACUCCUUUCCUCGAGAUUUAUCGUUGCACGAAUCACCAAUAACCCACUCGAGACAUGGCACAAAUCCAAUAUACUCGUGGAAACACUUUGCCGACUAUCGUGCCAAGGUGACACAGAAGGAAGCAGAGAAGAAUGAUCCAACAUUGCCGUUGUACCUAGAGGAUGCUUUCCUUGAUAGUAUAGGUAUAGAAACGCAACUAACUAAGGCUCAAGCUCUCCUUCUGAUUCCCCUGAUAGGAAGGAAGAAGUUGAGCUCCAAGGGCGUAUUAUAUGGCCGCAACAUGCUUAUAACCGAAUAUCUUUGGAUAUAUCACAGGCUUCUAUAUCCACCUCAGCCGGGCGAAAUCAUGCCUAUAGGCAAGGCUAGAGAGGAUCACCCAAUGUAUAGAACAAGGAAGCAGGCCUCCAGUCACAUUCAAGUCCUUAAGGGAUUCUUCCUCACUCAUCCACUAUUCCAUUUCUUCUUUCCACGUGAAAACGAAGAAAAAGAAGAAUACAGAAAGCACAUCAAAGAAGAAGGGGAGGAAAUUGAUGCUUUCAAAAACCACAAGGUCCUUAUCGCCUUGGCGGAAGGACGUCUUCCGGACCAGCAACCAAAUUAUGAUUACUUUGCUCGCCUCCUUGCUGGUGAUUCUGAGGUAUUCGUACGACCGAAAACAUGCUGGAUCCACGCCUCGUCAUCCGAAGUCUCACUGACGGAUGACUGCAAGAACGCCUAUGCUAACGAUAGGACCUGCUUGAGUGCGGAUACUACAAGCUUGGAUGGUACUCGCCUAGGGCGUAAAGGCGACGUUCCCCAUCUUAUACGGAACAGUGACAAAGAGACCCGUCGAGAUCUUGACAAGAACCAAAAAGAGGACGAUCCGCCGAAGUAUCUCCUCCAUGAAUACACCAAGUCUAUAGCACAAAAGGAGUCAAAGUCGAUGAGAGAUAUCUCAAAGAAAUUUUGUCACCGCUUCCCAAAAUUAUACGAAAAGCUGAUGGCUGCCUUAAAUGAUACCCAUCAUUUGGAUGAGCGCACAUCUCGCUGCGUAGUUGGCCCUUGUGACCUUAUCCAGUUCGAAGUUGUCCUCGACUUGCAUACGACCAGUCGAUUCCCGAACGGUACGCAUUUGGACGGCACAGUUGAGCUGCAGAUCUGUCACCCCGAGUUAUCAAACCAUCAUUGGCGUUCUAUAACCAGCAUUAUCAAACCUAAAGAGUUGGAAUACAACGACACGGAGGAACCAAUUUGGGACUGUAUAACCCCAUGCCCAUUCGGCAGUCGACAGAAGGACGUCCUUGUGGUGCCAUUCCCUGCGACGAGCUGGGCUAAUAGCUUCAUUCGGCUAGCUGACUACGUGGCAGCCGAAAAGGCAAGAAUGAAUUGCCGUCCGGGCUACCCCAAGUGGACACGCCGCUCCGUCAUUCUCUGGACCUUUCAAGAUGCCAAUAACAAAAUCAACGAUAAGGGCAAGAUCGACCCUACUUCAACAUUCCACCAACAGCGUGCGUAUGUGGACGGGUCGCCCCGUGUCUCACAGGAUAGCGCCAAGUCAAUGAAACCAGACUUUGCACACCAUCUCAAUGCUGCUAUGCACGAGAACUUUGAUUCAGCUCACGAGACAACUAGCAUAACAUCACCCAGCCAGCAACAUACCCACCUCGACAAUCUCCACCUCCUAGACAGUUUUUCAUUGGGCUAUCUAACCACUCCGCCCCCUACCGCGUCCCUACCAUCUAGCUAUACCUACAUUUCCGACGACAAAACCAUCAACGACAACGACAGCCUACACCGCCCGAGCUUCCUGUCCGACCCUUCGGCUUCGGGUACUGAAAGCCAGGGUAAUAUGCUUGCCGACCUUGGAGUCCCGUUCCUGGCUAACCUGGGGCCAAUUAGCAGUAAUGCAUACGAUAACGUCGCAGACUGCGAUGGCGGCCUGCAGGGUCUGGAACCAGUGAGCCAGUGGGGUACGAAAACAUGCGUCGCACACAGCCAACAAUGGAACAGAUUCACAUGUGAGGGCAGCACAGGACUUGCCGCGGAGACGACGGGGCUGGGCGGUCCUGCAGCCAACAUCGCUGAUGUCAGCCCGUGGCACGACAUGACAAGCCGAGACCAAGCCCUCUGGGCCUACGGGAACGAUACAUUAUGGGGAGCCCGAGAAACCAACGAUAUAAAGCAGAGCCACAAUGCCGGGACCGUGAUCCAUCUUAGGGCAUCAGGGCGCUUCAAUUACUAA